This is a messenger RNA of Gossypium raimondii (Peruvian cotton), 921 nucleotides long. RefSeq lists its product as uncharacterized. The coding region runs from base 1 to 921 and encodes 306 amino acids. The record is from RefSeq and is a predicted model, not a curated record. The transcript has 2 exons. NCBI's taxonomy places the organism in Eukaryota, Viridiplantae, Streptophyta, Magnoliopsida, Malvales, Malvaceae.
AUGGAAAAAGGGUUUCUUGAUAAGGUGGAAGAUAAUCUGUUGUCAAACUUGAAUAACCUACAGGAACUAAAGGAAAUUUGGGACCGGUGGAAUGAUGAGAUCAAGCAGCUCUUCUAUUCUAGCUAUGGAGACCUACCUUACUUGCUCGACGUAAAGGUGGAUAAGCACCUGUUCCGUGCUUUAGCCCAAUUUUGGAACCCUGCUUAUAGCUGUUUCACCUUUGGAAGUGUUGAUUUAGUGCUUACAGUGGAGGAAUAUACGGCAUUGCUUCAUUGUUCGAAGAUCCAAGUAGAUAAAGCCUACUCGAGAGCUGCUAAUGCUCUAGCCUUUUCGAAGAAACUAAUGAAUAUUACGGGGAUGAGUGAGCAAUGGGUCACAGCACGAAUUAAACAGAAGGGAGAUAGUAAAUGCAUUCCUUGGAGGAACCUAAAAGAUUUAAUUCUUGCACACCCGGAUAUGAGGAAGAAGGUUGAUGUCUUUGCCUUGGGUAUUUACGGCUUAGUUGUCUUUCCUAAAGCCUUGGGACAUAUUGAUGAAGCAGUCAUUGACCUUUUUGACCGUUUUGACAAGGGGGUUACACCGGUUCCAACAAUUUUGGUAGAAACCUUCAGAUCUCUGAAUGAAUGUCGAAGAGUAGGUGAGGGUAGAUUCAUGGGAUGCACGCAGCUUCUUUUAGCAUGGUUUCGCAGUCACUUUUGGAAGGUGGAUAAGGUCUCCUAUCGGGUUUUUUCUGAAAAUUAUUCACCCUUGAAGGAAAUAGUGGCAUUACCGAGGCAGGAUGAUAUUUCAGAGGAAAAAUGGAUGGAAACUUUUCAGAAUCUUCAAGAAGGGGAUGUUGAGUGGAGAGCUCCUUGGAUGCUGUCAGAUGAGAUCUUAUAUAGGUGUAGAAAUUUUGAUUGGGUUCCCCUACUUGGGAUUUAG